Nannizzia gypsea CBS 118893 is the source of this 984-nucleotide messenger RNA. RefSeq lists its product as hypothetical. The record is from RefSeq and is a predicted model, not a curated record. Gene Ontology annotation, molecular function: sterol binding. NCBI's taxonomy places the organism in Eukaryota, Fungi, Ascomycota, Eurotiomycetes, Onygenales, Arthrodermataceae. Gene Ontology annotation, biological process: maintenance of cell polarity; endocytosis; piecemeal microautophagy of the nucleus. The coding region runs from base 1 to 984 and encodes 327 amino acids. The transcript is spliced from 4 exons. Gene Ontology annotation, cellular component: intracellular membrane-bounded organelle; membrane; cytosol.
AUGAAGCUGGGGGCGCAUGCUCGAGGUCCUGCGCUUCUGGUUUCCCCAAGGAACCUGUGCAACUGGGAGGUCAAGGACACCGAGCCCGCAGUGGUGGUGCCGACGGGCUCAAGCUCGGGCUCGGGCUCGAAGCUGGGGUCAAAGUGCAACUCCAAGACCGCCUCGAAGGAGAGCAUCUCGGCGGCCCCAUCGAUAGCAUCCACUUCUGCCUCUGCCUCUGUCUCUGCCUUAGCUGGUGCCUCUACUUCUACUUCUGCUUCUACUUCUACUGCUGAGACGAGAGGCAUCACCGCCAGAGGGUUCGACCAGAUCAGCGCCAAGUUCACCGGGACGUCAGUCCGCAUCACCCCCGGGCAGCACAACCUCGGCAUAUUCAUCACCCUCUCCAAGAGAGACAACGAGGAGUACCGUCUCACCCACCCGGACGCCCAUCUCGGCGGCCUCCUGCGCGGCGGCCUCAAGGCACAGCACCGCGUCGUCGGAGCGGUGUUUCGCUACAACCCGGACGACGACCGCAUAUCCCGCAUCAAGGACGUGCCCGCGUCAGACUUGCUGGCCGAGAUAUCGGGCUCAUGGCACGACCAGAUCUACUUCAACCUCCCCGCCUCCCCCAAGGAUAAACACCUCCUCAUAGACGUCGCCCCUCUCUUCCCAGCGGGCAAGAUCACCCCGCCGACGGAAAAACAGCUCGCAUACGAGUCCCGUCGGCUCUGGGCUGACAUCACCGCCGCCAUCAACUCAAAGCAGUACUCCCUCGCCACCCGGCUAAAGCACGAGCUCGAAGAGUCCCAGCGCUCCAAGGCCGCCCAGCGCAAGGAGAACAACCUCCAGUGGACGCCCAGGUUCUUCACCGUCACAGAGCAGCAUAUCCAGCCCGGAAGGCCCCAUCUCACCGACGACGGACGGCAGGCCCUCGACAACCUGCACCACGACGUCUUUGACCUCAACGAGAAGCUCGCUUCCCCCGGCGAGUCCCAACGUUGA